CACAUGUGAUUUGGCAAAGUCACUGACAUUCUAACGCGUGGGCUGAUCCGCCACUCCCGGCCAUGAUGUGACCUCGCGACCUGCCCAGUGGAAUUGCUCUUCAGGAGAUGUCAAUUGUGAGAAUUGCAAAGACACAUGUACAUGGAAUAACGCAUGAGAAUGUUGCAUUCGUAAAGUAUCAUCUACAAAAAGGAGAUUGAUUAGUCUCUUGGCGUGGGUUUGGAAUAAUUGGACCUCUUCCAGUCCAGUUGCACAGUACAGUCCGUCCGCUGAUUGAAUUCUAGGUACUUUGCACUCCGAAGCUCCCGGGCGCAGGGCUGCCUCCGUGUCUGCAGAUACUGUAUCAUCAGUGUUUUUUCGCUUGUACCUGAGGUGGGUUGCCACUUUAAGUGACCCAGCGGCGCGAGCGAUUGGACGACACGAGCCUUAAUCUAAUCUUCUGGCCCCCCAAAUCAAGUUACGCCUAGUAGAUUGGGUACUGUACCUUGCCUCCAUUCAUUCGCCUUGGGCCGUCGGGUUUUAUUAACUUGCCAUUGCCAUCGCCAUCGACAUCGACGCUCCCUUUUCUUAAAUCUCUUGUAUCUUCCAGGUCUAGCCUCCAACUCUUUCUACCUUCAUUUGUUGAUCGAGACCCUAUUAAUUGUUUGUUUCGUUUUGUCGCUUCCAGUUCCCCCUCCCCUACGGAACUGAAUUGUCUCCUUUCGCUCCUUCACAUCAUCACCAUCUAAAGUUAUAACGCGACCGCAGCAUCGAUACCUUAGCAACUUAUUUCUGAACCCCGUCAUGGGCAACGACAGCUCCAUUCUUGCCGAUGGCUCCGCCAUGGCCAUGCCCGGCACCUCAUUCAAUCAUACGCUCUUCGAAACAGCUUUACCACCGCUGCCAACAUUUAGUCUAGAGGUCCAGCCUGAUCUCUUCCCUUGGGUCUCCGACUUUUGGCUCAAUUUGUUACUCCCUAUUGUUGUGUACUGGGUCCUGUCCCUGACAUUCCAUGCAAUCGACGUCUAUGACUGGUUCCCCCAAUAUCGACUACACACGCCCGAAGAAAUCACCAAACGCAACCACGUCUCCCGCUUUGAGGUCGCCCGCGAUGUUAUCCUGCAGCAGAUCAUCCAGGUCGUCACUGGCGCUCUUCUCGCCUUGUCCGAGCCUCCGGAGAUGGUUGGAAAGAGUGAAUAUGACGUCGCUGUCUGGGCUACUCGCAUCCGUAUCGCGCAACGAGCUCUCCCAACUGUGCUCGGCCUCGUCGGCCUCAACGCUACAGCAAUCUCCAAGAGUCUCCUGGACACUCAUCCCCUACUGGCCGGGGCUGUUGCUGGCGGUUACUACCCAUCGCUGGUGGGCGCAAACAAUGAACCUGCUUUCGCCUCUUGGGAGAUGACAUUGGCCAAGACCAUCUACCACUUCCUGAUCCCUGCUGUUCAGUACUUUAUUGGUGCUGCCAUCAUCGAUACUUGGCAAUACUUCCUCCACCGAUUGAUGCAUGUCAACAAGUGGUUGUAUGUCCAUUUUCAUUCUCGCCACCAUCGUCUCUACGUGCCUUACGCCUAUGGUGCUCUCUACAACCACCCUGUCGAGGGAUUCCUGCUCGACACACUUGGUGCCGCCGUCGCAUUCAAGGUUACCCGCAUGACUUUGCGCCAGGGCAUCCUCUUCUUCUCAAUGUCCACAAUCAAGACUGUCGACGACCACUGUGGCUACGCGUUCCCCUGGGACCCUCUCCAGAUCGUCACCAGCAACAACGCUGAAUAUCACGACAUCCACCACCAGCACUGGGGCAUCAAGACCAACUUUGCUCAGCCCUUCUUCACUUUCUGGGACACUCUUCUCGAUACCAAGUACAGGGGCUCCAAGACCAACAAGCCUAGCCAAAGGAAGGCUAAGGCCGCGGGAAAGGCUCAGUAGAUUUUGUUUUUGAGACAUUGGCACAUGAACUUUUUGAUUUCAGCAUAAGGAGCACACGAUUGUACGCUCCCAACAAAACAAGAAAUCCAAGCAUCAGUAUUCGAUUAUUUGGGAAUCGCCGGAUUGCGAUAUGGUUGUUUAAUCUUAUCAGAGGGGCGCUUUUUCGUUACGGUUUUGGAUCGGUUUGGGCAUGACGGCAAUAUCAACAUCGACACUUAUCAUCACGGCUCGAAGCUUGCGGUAAUUUUUAUCAACCUUUAAUUCAUGGCUUUAAUGAGGCGCCUGAUGGACCAACUCCUUGGGCCUAAUACAUUCUUCCUACUUUCGUUAUCUUACAACUCCCAUUGUUACCUUGCCACCAGCCCCGUCUUCGCAAUCCAAGGGUCUGGUAGUGCGGUGGCAAGGCUGGCCUUCCGAGAAUGCGAUGUUGGAUAGACGAGAGUCUUCCAGCCUAUUUGCUUUACAUCUGGAUUUGUACUAUUAUUUUCGAGAAUGAGACACAGACUUGGGUUUGGAAACGGCGCACAAUUAAUAUGUGAGAUGAUAGGACUUGGGUUCCUGUUCCUGUGUAUCGGGAACGAGUAUGGCUAGAAAGAAGGAGAAGAAAUCCAGUGAGAACAUGAAUAGCUGCGCAGAUGUACGAUGCUGUAUCUCGGAUUGGUCCUCAGGAUAGCCCCCAGGAACAGAAUAUUAACAGUUCUUUCUGUAACCGUAUUGAUAAUUACUGGAUGCUAUCGUGAUACCUCUCCACUGGUAGAGUCACUCUGGACUGUCUGUAUGUCUUGACAUGAGAUUGAAAGCUCCCUGUGGCAAGACAUUCUUGCAUAGCCUAUGUGAAACACUAGAAGGACAUUAAUAAGACCGUCUACAUGUUUUGGGCAUGAGGCAUCAAUUCUUGCAGUCAUUGUUGUAAUGGUAGAAGGGCCAUUAAUUCAUGGUCAUUGGGCAAGUAAUUGAAGACGGUACUUCAACAUCUAGCAAUUGAGAGGUCCUACCAAGUGUUUAAGGAGUGGUCACAGCCAGGAUCUCGACGUUUAGAUUGCAGGAGGACUCUUCCCAUAUCAUACGUAUUAGCCCGUGUGAUCAUAUGAAUGUAAAUGUUUAAUGCAUCACUCUGCAAUGGUCAAAUCGAGACUAAGGUACUCAGCUCCAUGUCAAUGUGAGCAAUUGGCCUACCCUAUAUGAAGCGACCCGUAUUCGGGAUUAUGAAGAAAUAACCCAUAUGCAUGUCAUGUAUCGAAGACCCUUGCAUGUUACGAUGAGAACGACAUAUCGUUGCUCACUAUUAAUUGAUAUAUG
Fusarium verticillioides 7600 is the source of this 3204-nucleotide messenger RNA. Its product is annotated as C4-hydroxylase. The coding region runs from base 784 to 1905 and encodes 373 amino acids. The transcript has 2 exons. Lineage: Eukaryota; Fungi; Ascomycota; Sordariomycetes; Hypocreales; Nectriaceae. The record is from RefSeq and is a predicted model, not a curated record. Gene Ontology annotation, biological process: lipid biosynthetic process. Gene Ontology annotation, molecular function: oxidoreductase activity; iron ion binding.